Messenger RNA from Gastrolobium bilobum, 2601 nucleotides. RefSeq lists its product as uncharacterized. NCBI's taxonomy places the organism in Eukaryota, Viridiplantae, Streptophyta, Magnoliopsida, Fabales, Fabaceae. The record is from RefSeq and is a predicted model, not a curated record. The transcript is spliced from 12 exons. The coding region runs from base 1 to 2265 and encodes 754 amino acids.
AUGAACACUGUAAGAGUUCUAUUGUCCCUUGCUGCUCAUUCUAAUUGGGAUUUGAGACAAUUUCAUGUAAAAAAUGCCUUCCUCAAUGGCGAAUUAGAAGAAGAGGUUUACAUGGAGAUUCCACCAGGAUUUAACUCCACAAAUGGAGAAAACAAAGUUUGCAGGUUAAAGAAGGCAUUGUAUGGCUUGACGCAAUCCCCGCGUGCUUGGUUUGGAAGAUUUACAAAAGUUAUGCUUUCAUUGGGGUACAGACAAAGUCAAGGAGAUCAUACACUUUUCUUUAAACAUUCUCAAGAAGGGGAUGAUAUAGACGAGAAGCAUGCUCUGCAAGAAAGAUUGACUGCUGAAUUUGAAGUUAAAGACCUUGAAAAACUGAGGUAUUUUCUUGGGACAGAAGUUGUUCAUUCAAAGCAAGGUAUCUUUAUUUGUCAACGAAAGUAUGUUCUUGAUCUCCUUAAAGAAACAGGAAAACUUGGGUGUAAACCUUCCAGUACUCCAAUUGAGCAGAAUCACAAACUAGGGAGUGAGAAUGAGAGUCCUUCAAUUGACAAAGGACAGUACCAACGUAUAGUGGGGAGAUUGAUAUACCUUGCUCACACUAGACCUGAUCUAGCUUAUGCAGUCAGUAUUGUUAGUCAAUUCAUGCAUGAUCCGAGGGAAAAACAUCUGCAGGCUGUGGAUAGGAUUCUCCAAUAUCUAAAAGGCACACCAGGCAGAGGACUAUUAUUCCAGAGAGGAGGAAACUUAUCCUUAGAAAUGUAUACAGACGCAGAUUAUGCUGGAUCCGUAACUGACCGACGGUCUACCUCAGGCUAUUAUGAUCUAAAUGUGAGGUGUGAAGGGCCUUUGAAGUUACUCUGUGAUAACAAGUCAGCUAUCUGUAUAGCCCACAAUCCAGUCCAACAUGACCACACCAAACAUAUUGAGAUUGAUCGCCACUUCAUCAAGGAGAAGCUGGAUAGUGGACUAAUCACUACAUAUAUUCCAUCUAGUUGUCAAUUGGCUGAUGUCUUGACUAAAGGUCUUCGUAGUGAUAGUUGUAGUAUAACUCAUGUCACAAACACACAUUCCCUCGAGAGUACAGAAAAUUCAGAAUUUGUUGAUGCUUUACUUGCAUGGACAAGAGAGCUCCCUCUCUUACUGAUCCAGCUUAGUGAUAAUCACCCAGUCUGCUCCAAGGCUGUAUUGCACCUUCUACUCUGCAUUGGACAAAGUGCUCCAGUGCAUCAAUCACUUGUUUGCACAUAUGACAACUUGCAGUCUUCGUUGCUAGAUUUUUAUAGUACUUGCCAAGGAGGACAUAUAUGCUGUGGUCCUUUUCUCAGGCUUCCUAGAGAAUCUCAAGAGCUCUCUCUGUGUUGUGUUUCCUAUUUCUCUCAUUUGGACUUGCCUCUUUUAAAGUCAAUGGCUUGUUGUUGCCUAAGUCCUGAUCUAGAUCCCCAUGCAUUAUUUUGGACCAUUGAUGUUCUUGAUUCUGCCUAUAAAGCUGGACAUAUAAAAGUUACAGAUUUCUUGAAUGUCUUCGUCACCCUUGUCUUGCAUUUCGAAGUUUCUCCUGAUUUCUGUUCUGUUAGUUUGAAGAGUGAUCCACGCCGCCAAACUUUGAGGUCAAUGAUAACUAGACUUUCCUCAUGCAUGGUACAAAUGGGUAACAAUCCUCUUGUUCUACAGAUGAUAGAGGGAAUAAUAGUUCAACAGAUAGCGCUAAAGCCUUUUUUGGAUAAAAGUUGUUCUCUCUUAAGAAUGAUUUUUGAAUUGGAUUCCGAUUCUGAUUUCAAGUCCAAGCCCAAGCCCUCAAGACUUUCUGAGCCAAGCAUUACCUUUCUAGGCCAUCACCUUUUGGAAUAUCUGAUGGAUGCUAUGCAGUGCAUUCCAGAAGAUGGUGACAAGGAGCGUACUUCCUCCUCCAUACUGCUUUAUUAUCUUGAACCUUGUUUUCUUUUGUUUGGUCGGUGCCAUAAACUGAUGAGUCUUGUGUUGAAGACAAUGAGAUCAGCUAUAACUGAAACUCGUUUUACACCCAUAUCUGAUAAUUACACUCAACAUACAAGCAACUGCUUGAUUAAGGUGGAUGUUGUAGCUUCUGUACUUAUUGCGAUGCACAAGGAUAAAAAAUUGCGAAAGAUUAUGGUGAAAUUCAAAGAAGAUAUUGAUUACAUUAUACAGGAAAUACAUUUGUUACAGUCAUCCAGGGAUUCCGGUAUGACCGUCGAAGAAAAGCAUAAAUUACACUGUACAUGUGAACAACUGAAAAUAUUGAAAUAACAAAGAUGUUUUGGGAUGAGAAACUGUAACAUUAUUUAUGUGUCACAAUAUCCUAUCUCUUUGUUUUAGGGAUAGAUGUUACGCACAAUGUUACGAUCACAUCUUAACCGUUGAUUUGUGUCAAUUAACGGUUAUCAUUUGUUGCGAAUUAAUAAUUAAUUAAUGAGUUUGAUUUGAAAAAUUAUAACCGUUGAUUGGCGAAAAUCAACGGUUAAGAUGUGGUCGUAACAUUGUGCGUAACAUUAUUUGUGUGUCACAAUAUCCUAUCCCUUUGUUUUAUCAUUUAUUAAAACUUAAUGUUUGGUUGGUUGAUAUUCUUUAGGAGAAAUUACAUAA